CAAACUAUCGGGCUGAGAAGUCACGCUGCUGGAGCGAAAGGGGAAAGCUAUCCACUUACAAAGACACCCGAUAUCACUCGCAUGGCGCACGAGUAACCUGAUCAGCUUUGGGCAGAAACGAGGCGGGGUGACGGACUAAAGGAAUCUGAGGUAAAUAAUAAAAACAAUGUCUGUUUCCUCCAGUGAAGUGACAGUGGCAGGCGAGAUCAAAAAGGAAAAUGUGAAGUAUACGGAGCUUCUCGAGAGCUCCACGGACAGUCGGGGGCACGUCAAACUCCUGACUCUGGACACUCCGGUGGCCACCGGGAUGCUCGUCGGGCAGACCUCUCCACCGGAGCGCAAGAUGCCCACUAUGGACUCUUUGUCUGCGCACACUUCACCCGCAGCAACUGCGACCUCUUUGGCUUUUUCACCGGAGCAGGUUGCGUGUGUUUGCGAGGCUCUUCAGCAGGGGGGCAACGUGGAUCGACUCGCCCGGUUUCUGUGGUCUCUCCCGCAGAGCGACUUGCUGCGCGGUAACGAGAGUAUCCUCCGCGCUCAGGCUCUGGUGGCCUUCCACCAGGCGCGCUACCAGGAGCUUUACAGCAUCUUGGAGAGCCACAGCUUCAGCCCUUCGUGCCACUCUGCCCUGCAGGACUUAUGGUACAAAGCCCGGUACACGGAGGCGGAGAAGGCCCGCGGUAGACCGCUGGGCGCAGUAGAUAAAUAUCGCCUGCGACGGAAGUUUCCCCUGCCCCGGACCAUCUGGGAUGGAGAGGAGACGGUGUACUGCUUCAAAGAGCGCUCCAGGAAUGCUCUGAAGGACCUCUAUAAGCAGAACCGGUACCCGUCCCCGGCCGAGAAGAGGAAUCUGGCCAGGAUCACAGGACUGUCCCUUACACAGGUCAGCAACUGGUUCAAAAACAGAAGGCAGAGAGACAGAAACCCGUCAGAGGCGCAGUCCAAAAGUGAGUCAGAUGGAAAUCACAGUACAGAGGAUGAGAGCAGUAAAGGUCAGGAGUCUCUGUCCCCGUGUCCGAUGUCCACCUGCAGUGAUGGGACCGUGGGGAAUGCAGUUGUGUCUCUCUGCUCUGGAGCUCUGGAGGCCGGGGUCAUCGUCCAGCAAGUUGGAGACAGCAGGAACUCUGUCUCGCCAGCAUCCAUCAUCUUUAACAGAGUCUCAGUCAACACUCCCACCUCUGUUUUCCACAAUGGCACCCCUUCAUUUCUUUCCACCACAGGACACGUCCUCUUCAGUGGCAUGAACUUGGGACUUCAGUCCCUGGCUUGCAGAUCAGCGGCAGAUGUGGAGAUGGAUGGUGCAGAAGAGGAUAAACUGGUAACGGCAGACCCUGCGUUGGCGUACCCCUCGUUUCACUGCACUGUAAAUGGGACAGAUGUAGAGGUGAAAGCAGAGAAUGUGAGGCAGGAUGUGUCGGUUCAGGACCAGACCACGUCUAUUAGCUCGGCAUUCAAUGUGACUCCAUCUGAUGGCUUGCAGCUUGUAGGUUACAACAUGGGUUCUGAAGGCAAUGGGACCUCGCUGCUCAGCAACAAGGUGGUACUUCCUUCCUUGCAACUCUCAUCAUCUUCUUCACCCUCACCAGGCGUUGUUGAUGGCAGUUCUCCUGCUCCCACCUCUCUGUGCCACAACCAGGUGGAGGAGCAGGACAGGCUGCAGCUGACCUCUCUUGAGCCCAGCACAGCACUCUACAACCUGGUUAGUGUACACACACUGUCUGCUGUGAAGAAGGAACCUAUGGAGACUCCUGGUGGAUACCUUUACCACCUGGGUUACAGUCCUGACCCCACCCACAGCUCCCCCACCUCACUUAACACAACCAUGACAACUACCCAACAAGACUACACCACUCUCACAGUUAGCGCAUCCUUACUCGCCCAAACGGACCUUACCGGUGAGUUCAGAGGUCAUGAUGCCCAGAUGACCUCAAACCUAAAUGGAGACUUCCUAUGUGCAGUUUCAGAGGGAGGGAAGGGAGAGAUGAGAGAAAUGGAGGAUGAAGGGGAAAAACAACUGACAAAACUAAAAACUGUGCAUAUAGAAGAGAUGACUGACCUUUGAAUUUAAGUGGAGAAAGGGGUAAAAUACUUUUUACCAAAAAUCCCAACAUUAUUUUGAAAUAUUGAUUGAGGGUUUUUUGUUUUCAGCCUCUGAAUGUUUUGAUGUUUUUUUUUUAAGUAUUAAAUUAUUUUGCUGAUUCUGUCAUUUGGUUUGACUCCAGUUUGGUUUGGAGAAUCUAUGCAAAGUCAUAUUUGGAGAACACAGUUUUUGAAAGUGUUUUUUUUCCUUUUACAUUUUUUUCUAUAUUUCCACACACAGGUACCUUUUCAGCUGUACUCUAUAAGUAUAACAGAGGUUUUCAAACUAUGGUCCAAAGACCCCCCAGAGGUCCACAAGAGAGUGCUAGGAGGUCCAUAGACAUGAGAUUAUUAUUGUUUCAUUCUGAAAAUCCAGAGAUUAAUUACAAUGUUUAAUUUUAUUGUUUUUAAUUAUUUUAUUCAUUGUUUCUCUACAUCUAACAAAACUGAUUUGUAGAAACAGGGAACAAAGUAUCAUAAUAGAAACUGAGUAUUUUCCAGAUAAUAUUUUAAACACACUUAAAUAUAUAUUUUUAUUUUUCCCAGUAGAAAUUGGGUCUUUAUACACAAACAUAUAUAGCUGCCUUUUAUAUUUUAGGAAUGGUCUCCUUUUGCUAUGGGAAUAAUCAUUUUGUGAGUCAAAAAGUUUGAAAACCCCUGGUAUAUAAGAAGAAUAUUUUUCCAUAUUUUCUCAAGGCCUAUAUCCCUUCCAUCAAUCAUUUCAUUCUAUUUUAAGUGUUUACAUGCAUUUUUGAAACUAUAAGUACCAGACAGCUCUCAUUUUCUCUCUGUCACUCCCUCUAUCUCUCUUCCUCUCACAGUGGCAAGUGUGGAUAUACGUGUGUUUUAUGAGAGUCACCUGCUAGUUUCUGCCAAGAAGAGUUGAGUUUAGCAGACAGGUGGAUGUCUGGUCAUGUGUCAUCUGAGUCAGACCUUAAAGGUCACCUCCCUAUGGAAACACACAUGCACAGACACACUUUAUUCACAUGCAGAUUAAAAAUACAAAAUCUGUGACAAUCUUUGUGGCAUUGUCAUGGUCAUUACAUUGCCAACAGCUUCCAAUUGCAUUACUAAUAGGCAAAUAAUAUGUAUUGUAGAAAAUACAAAUAUAAAUACAAAUACACAAUGUUUGCUUAUACAAAUUAAGGGAUGAGUCAGAAUGGUGGAUGGUAAUCAAAUGCUUGUCACAGAUACUGUAACAGAUGUUGUACGACUGUCAAAGUUUAGAGUAUUAUCUGUGCACAAAAUAUGCUAAGAACUACUUGUUUCAUUUGAAAUGCAAACUGUUUUCAGACAGAAAUGAGGGUAACUUAAAUCUUCAGGUCAUUCAAAAUAGUGAAAGCAAUUGUUUUCUUAAAGGAUUUGAUUAAACUUACCAUCUGGGUUUUACAAUGAUCCAUCCCUGCAAGCAUACAAUGAGAAUUUGCUGUCAAAACUAAUAUCACCUAAAAAGCAAUAACAAGCAACAAGAAAAAUCAUGCUUUUAAUUUAUACUGUACAUUAAACCAAAAACGUCUGAAAAGAUAUUAAAAAGACAGCACAAUUGUAAAUGUGAAAAAACUUUAUAUGAUUGUGUAUGUGAGUGAGUUGUAUGUUUGUAUAUGGAAGAGUGUGUGUUUUUGGUUACAGUAGUUUUUGGUUUUGAGUUUGCUUUCUGUGGCUCAACGUUUGGUUGGUCUUCAGGUUGCCUGUAACUUUUUUUAAAAUUGUUUUUGGUGCUGGUUUGACAUCUGCAGUAUUUAACUCCAUGACUAAAGCUAUGCAGCCAUUCUGGGAAUGAGAAAUGACUUAGAAAUGAAUGAAAAGUCUUCUACAGGAUUAUCAGAAAUUAAAGGGAUAUGUGAAAUGAGCUAACGUAUGGCUGUAAAUAUAUGAGCAAAAAGCAAAACAGCCUUGUGAAUAAUAUUUUAGCAUGAACAAAAAUGUUAAAGUUAUGUAUUUUUCUAAAGAAAAUAAAUAAAUAAGAAGCACAAAAAGUGAUUCAUUAAAUAUUUAUACUGGACAACCAGCCUCAUUCGAGUGAUUUCAUUCAAGACUGAGAGAUCUUGUAAACUUUCGACACAGAUUUGUUUGCGUUUUCAUGUUAUGUCUGCAGUGGAUGUUAAAUAUUCAGACGGACAGGAAACAUGCAAAUAAAAAGAUUUAAGUAGCCAGGGAGAGGAGGGAAGCAGAGACCUGAUACAGAAAGGCCAGGCCGGGUGCUGGAAAAUCAGCGGUGAUUGUUUGCACAUGCCUGGUGGUCUGGAGCUUGUUAGCAAGCUGCUCUUGUCUCAGACUCUAAAUUCAAAUAAACAGGAGGGUGAUUUCUGGAGGCCUUGCUGUCUCCUGUUAGGGGGGUCUAGAAGGAGGUAGAGAAACAGACAGAGAAAUUCUCUCUGAUUUGUAAAUGGCUGUUACAGAUGCCACUGACAGGUACUGUGUGAAUUUCAAAUGCAGUGCUAUAGGAUUCAAUUUUUUUUCCUGAAAAUGUACUUUCCUUCAGGCAAUUCAAAAUGUAGAUGAGUUUAUUUCUUCAUCUGAACAGAUUUGGAGAAAUUUAGCAUUACAUUAACUGUUCAACAAUAGAUCGUCUGCAGUGAAUGGGUGCCGCCUGAAUGCAGAAUGCAAGAGUCGAUAAAAACAUCACAAUAUUCCAGAAGUUAUUCACAUGAAUCCAGUUCAUCAAGUAAGAUCUUUUGAAGUGAAACGCUGUGCAUUUAUAAGAAACAGUCCAUCACGAAGCCGUUUUAACUUUAAAUCAUUAUUAUCAAAAUACCAGUCCAUAGUCUUUAAUAACAGUUCUUCCAGUGAAAAAACUCAGACUCCUGUUGUCCCCUCAUAUCAAAAUUGUUUAGAACUGUUUGCACAUCUGUGCAUAUUUCUCUCCUAAUUCAGACAAGAUGUCUUUUUCACUAUAAAUAGAGGAUUUAUUUUAGUUGAAAGCAACGGUUUGAAGUUAAAAAUGUCUUGAUGGAUUUGUUUAUUACAAACAAAAAACUUUUUUUCACGUCACAAAAGUGAAAUGAUCUUUUACUUGUUGAUUAUUGUGAUGUUUUUAUCCACUGUUUGGACUCUCAUUCUGACGGCACUCAUUCACUGCAGAGGAUCCAUUGGUGAGCAAGUGACGAAGUGCAACAUUUCUCCAAAUCUGUUCUCUGACAUCUUGGAUGGCCUGAGGGUGAGUACAUUUUCAGCGAAUUUUCAUUUCUGGGCGAACUAUUUCUUUUUUUAAGACCACAAAAACUCAAGCUAACCAACCAAGUAAUUUCAGAUCCCAAAGCUUUUCUCUGAAAUUUAGCUGAGAGAACUAGUUUGGAUGCCAAACAAAUCUGAAUAUACCAUCAUCUCAGCACUAUUGCUGGGAGCCUUUCAGCAUUGUAGUUCAUGACUCCUUUCACCAAGUAGGGAAAAACAGGACUGGACAGGACAAUAGAAAAAGAUAGAGAAAAGGAAAUAAGAGCAUUGUCACCUGUUCCCAAACAGCCUAGGUGACCCGGUUGCCAUGAGAGACAGCCAGGUAUCAGAUAACUCCAGCUCGAAAAAUGAAUGCUUUGAGAGAGAAGAGUGUCAGUGAGAAUUUAUAAUAUGUGCUGAUUUUAAUCCUGUGUGAUGGCUUUAUGUCAAAUUUUGCAAAUAAAAAAACAUGAUGGUGAUCGAAACCACUCAAGCAUACCUCACACUGAGCAACAAUAAGAAGCGGUGAUAAAAAUAUGAACCUCUCAAACUGAGCCUUAUUAAAAACUAUGACCUCUCACCUUUGGGGGUUUGAAAGGAGGGGGACUUAACCCUGAAUAGCAAACAGAGCUGGAUUUGUAACCUGAACCUUCCCCCACGCCCCCACUAAUGAGAGGUCAAAGGGCACACGCUGCUCCUCAGCUGUGUUUCAUACCUGUGUGUGUGUGUGUGUGUGUGUGUGUGUGUGUUUCAUUUACUGGUAAGGUUUUGAUGAUGUAUAUGAACCAGACCUACUGUGUGAGAUUUGUAAGUGUGAAUGUCAAAUGUAAACGCAGAGUGUCAGAUAUACUUGCUGACAAAUGUGAAUACUUGUGUUUAUUUAAACCAUUUUUCCUCAGUUUGAAGUCUAAAGUUUGCACUGAAGGAGAAAUGUCAUCAAACUAAAUAAGAAGUUGAACUUGAAUUCUAACUUGUCAUAAACAUUAAUAAUAACAAAUUGUGUCAUCAAACUUUCAUUCUUUGCCUUCUGGGUUAUGAAGCUAUCAUUCAUCUUUACUGAACUUUGACCUCUGCAGUCUUACACAAUUUCUUUGGUAUGCCUGCUUAGAGAGAGAGAAGGAGAGGUACAGAGGUGAUUUUUUCAUGCAUACAGCACAAGUUUUGUGCAGUUACAGGCCACUAUUACUUUUCAGAUAUUACUAAACACAUGUUUCUGCAAACAGAUACAGAUUCAAUUGGGGAACAAUUCAAAAGGAUGCAAAAGCAUUUAGUUGGCACAGGUUGUAAAAAAUUAAGAGAAUAUCCAAAGAUUUCAGUGAAACACACACACAUACAUGGGGUUAAUCUAUGCCCCCUGGUGAAACUGGACCACAGAGGGAGAGACCUCAAUGG
Molecule: messenger RNA, 6624 nt
Organism: Cyprinus carpio (common carp)
Lineage: Eukaryota; Metazoa; Chordata; Actinopteri; Cypriniformes; Cyprinidae
Gene: six4a
Product: SIX homeobox 4a
Biological process (GO): regulation of transcription by RNA polymerase II
Cellular component (GO): transcription regulator complex; nucleus
Molecular function (GO): DNA-binding transcription factor activity, RNA polymerase II-specific; RNA polymerase II cis-regulatory region sequence-specific DNA binding
Source: RefSeq, a predicted model, not a curated record